Messenger RNA from Schizophyllum commune H4-8, 1710 nucleotides. RefSeq names its product alpha-ketoacid dehydrogenase kinase. The transcript is spliced from 7 exons. Gene Ontology annotation, biological process: regulation of glucose metabolic process; protein phosphorylation. Gene Ontology annotation, molecular function: pyruvate dehydrogenase (acetyl-transferring) kinase activity. Bases 217 to 1584 code for a protein of 455 amino acids. Lineage: Eukaryota; Fungi; Basidiomycota; Agaricomycetes; Agaricales; Schizophyllaceae. The record is from RefSeq and is a predicted model, not a curated record. Gene Ontology annotation, cellular component: mitochondrion.
AUACGACUUGCUCUCCACCACCACAGUCCACCGUCCGCGCAGGCCCCCUCGCAUGCUCCCAGACGACGCGCAGAUCGACUGAGGAAGAGAAAUCGCUCCAAGCUCGACGCGCAUUCGAAGCGCAUCGAGGAUCGUGCAUCGUGAACGCAUACAUCAUCUCCCCGCCACUCUGACUCGGCUGAGAGCGAGCACGCUCCUUUCCUACUUCCUUGCAAGAUGUCUGCGACCUUCCGCUUUACGCCUGCGCUAUGGGACAAGAUCCAUCACUUCGCGUCGUUCCCGCAGACCGGUGUGUCACUGCAACAGAUGGUGCUUUUCGGGCAGAACCCCAGCCAAGGCACCCUCCUCAAGGCGGGCCAAUUCCUCCUAGAGGAACUGCCUGUCCGCCUGGCACACCGCGUCAAGGAGCUGGAUGAACUCCCCCAUAACUUGAGCGCCAUGCCCUCGAUCAAGAAGGUCAAGAACUGGUAUGGGCAGUCCUUCGAGGAGCUCAUCAACUUCCCGGCCCCGCAACUCCCUCCCGAAAUUCGGAAAGCCAUGACGGUCCCCCGUCUCACGGACCCGCCCCUCCCAGAAUCCGUACCAAACCCUUCGCUCACGGAGAUUUUCGGCUCUGAGCAUGCUGGCAACUUGGCGAAUGCGUCUUCCCCUUACGGGCAUUCGAUGAGUGGCAAUGGCAAUGGAAACGGCAACGGCUACAACAAGAUGAAGCUGCGUGUACCCAUGGAGCGGAGAUAUUAUGCAAAUAUGGAGGGCAUCAACUGGCCGCCGGAGGUGCACGAGUACAACAAGCGGUUCACGCAGACGCUGCACAAGAUCAAGAGCAGGCACGACCCUACGGUUACUACUGUGGCGCAGGGUGUCUUGGAGUGGAAACGCAGCCAGAAUGCACGGUCGAUUGGGCUUGACAUACAGGCCUGGCUCGAUCGCUUCUACAUGUCGCGUAUCGGCAUCCGUUUCCUCAUCGGUCAACAUAUCGCCCUCAACUCCCCCGAGCGGCACAAAGACUACGUCGGCAUCAUCUGCACCUCCGCCAACGUGCACGACAUCGUCCUCGAGGCGAUCGAGAACGCGCGCUUCGUCUGCGAGGAGCACUACGCCAUGUUCGCCGCGCCGCCCGUGCAGCUCAUCUGCCCCAAGAACCUCGAGUUCGCCUACGUGCCCGGCCAUCUGUCGCACAUCUGCUUCGAGCUGCUGAAGAACUCGCUCCGCGCCGUCGUCGAGCGCUACGGCGUCGACCGCGAAGACCAGGGCGGGUACCCGCCCAUCAAGGUCGUCGUGGUUGAGGGGAAGGAGGAUAUCACGAUCAAGAUCUCGGAUGAGGGGGGCGGGAUCCCGCGCAGUGCGAUUCCGCUCAUCUGGACGUACAUGUAUACGACGAUGGAGGGGACGGAGCUGAGCGAUGAUUUCCAUGCGAGCGACUUCAAGGCGCCGAUGGCUGGCUUCGGCUACGGUCUGCCGCUGUCGAGAUUGUACGCAAGAUACUUUGGCGGCGACCUGAGGUUGAUCUCCAUGGAGGGCUACGGGACGGACGUGUAUAUCCAUCUGAACCGGCUGUCGAGCAGCAGAGAGCCCCUGCCUUAGGCACGAGUAACGGCAUAUCUUUCUAUACAUUUGUACCAAUACCAGCAUUUCCACAUAGCAUGUCAUGUCAUCCCGCAUCGUUGACUCCUUCUGUACUUUGCAGCAUUUUGCUGCACGUUUCGGCAU